AUGGCAGAAGAAAGUAGGGGCAAACGAAGGAAACAAGCCAACCCCAGGAGAAACCGAGUGGAUGCUGAGCAAGUGAGUUCACUGGGGUCUGAGGGGGAGGAUGAAGUUGGCCUGUGGAGCCUGGAGCCACAGGACUGUCAGGAGAGCCUGGACAAGACAAGCCUGACGCCAAGUGACGGGACGGAGGAGACGGGCAGCCCUGCUCGCUCCACGCGGCCGCACAGCCUCAGCCCCGGCUGCAGGAACUACUGGGGGCAGGUUGAGCCGGAGGCCGAGGCCAUGGAGGACGGCACCACCACAUCUGCCACUGACAGGGAGGCAGACCAGGAACCACUGCAGAUGUACUGUAAGAGCUCAGACUCCCAGAAUUCCUUGGAGGACUUGGCCCACUUUGAAUUUCUGGCCCAGUUGAGGAAGGUCUCUCCCUCAGCCAGUUUCUUGGACCAUCUGAACCACAAUGGCACGUCAGCUGUGUACCACCCGGGCAGCAGGCACGAUGAGCUGCCCCCUGCCAUCUGGUCACCAGGAGCUCAGCACCGCUCACCUGAGGGAGCAGAAGCAGGGAGGACGCAGCAGGCCUGUCCAUUCUGCCACAGGAUGUAUCAGCGAGGAGCUUCUUUGAGGGACCACAUCAAGUACUGCCAGGAGAGGGAGGGGGGCCACAUGGUCUGUCCACUCUGUGGAUACACUGCCACCCUUAGGGCACAGAUGGAGCGGCACCUGGCACAUCACAACCAGGUUCAGGACAAUAGUGCCAUCCCUUUGGAUCAAGGCAUGGAGACCAGGAAGUUCAAAUGUCUGCAGUGUGGGAAAGCGUUCAAGUACAAACACCACCUCAAAGAGCAUCUCCGCAUCCAUAGCGGUGAGAAACCUUACGAGUGUUCCAACUGCAAGAAACGUUUCUCUCACUCUGGCUCCUACAGCUCCCACUUAAGCAGCAAGAAGUGCCUGGGUGGUGGGGCAAAUGGAGGAGGAAACACAGGAGGAGCUAGCGGUGCAUUCAAUGGACAUAGCCAAGGCUCCUACCACCACUCAUUUCCAACGUCUCCCUCUGCAGGCGGGAGGAGAAACAGUAAUGACAAGGGCUCUCCCUUAGCUUCACAGAUCCAAGAUAAUACCAGGCCCCUUCGAAUACCAGAGGAUCCUCACCAGAUUUCACUGGAGGACCCCAACCACAGCCCCACAGGUUUCCACCGAGCUUCAGACCUGGCUCGGCUGUGGGACCCCUCGGCAGAGCUUUCUCUGAGGACAAAUAUACUAAAAGGAACCACCCUGCUGCCUUAUCUGCACUCUGGGAUGAAGUUUGAGCAGAUGCUGCAGGAGAUGCUUCACAGGGAGGUGAAGAAAGACGAGGAAAUGGACAGAGGGGGAAGUUCUGCAGUGGAGGAAAGGAGGGGGAUUCACAACGGCGGAGGGUCUGACACAAAGGUAUCGUCCGACAGUAGAAGAGAGACAGUGAGGUCAGGUGAAGGGGAGAAAGGUGUGCUUGGGAUGACGUGUCGCUGGUGCUCCCAGCUCUUCCCCAAUGUAGCGGUGCUCCUGCAGCAUGAGCGCUACCUCUGUAAGAUGAACCGAGAGGCAGUGGAAGUGCCUGAGGGUCUUCGCGGCAAAGACCACCCCACGUCACCUUUAUUCUUCCCCAGAUCUGCUCUACAACUGGAGCACAGCAAACCGAGUGAAGUCACCAACGGCCUCUCCGGAAACAAAUCACCAUCGCAGAAGCCCAGCUGGCACUCCGUUCCACAACAGCUUUUGGUCGCGAUGCACUCUCCUCCACGGCCCCACCAUGAUGCCCUGUCCUCACGUGCGUACUGGCCCUGCCAGGAAAAAGGAAGUCCAAGCCAACCAAUCAACCGCUCCCCGAAGCUGUCAUCACCUCGAGCCAGAAGGAGAGUUCCCUCUUCUGGAUUUGGUUCGCCGGUAUGCCUCGACCUCACCAGCUGUCCUCCUGAACUCUCUUCCCCUCAGAACCAGACAGACAGCCCUUGGUCACAGAACGAACCUUUGGACCUCUCCCUGCCCAAGCAGUUCUCAGACCAAGAGGGGAGAAACAAAACUGUAAACGGUAACUCAGCCAGAGGAGAGAGGAGAGAGCUUGGGACGCAGCGACUCAGGAGACCGAGUUCAACUUCACAUAUAGCCCUUCACCACCACCCGGUCUACAGCGGGGCUGGAGCUCCUGUGUUUCCAGGCUCCCUAUACAACGGAUUUCCUAUGUUCAAUCAAUCUGGUUUAGGGCUUUCAGGCCAUGAUGGCAUCACUGCGGUUCCGUUUAGCCAGCCAGCUAAUAGUCCCGGGUUUCUCUCUCCUAUGGCUUACAUGAUGGAAGCAGACCCAGAGGCGGCGCUGAAAAAGAUCUACCGGGACAGACAAGCUCUCAUGGGUGACGCGUUAAGCCAUGGAGCUCUGGACUACCUCUCUCUCAUAGAUGAAGGACUGGAGGGAGAAGGAGGGCCAGGGAGGAAGAGACUGAAGAAGACAGACGAGGGGCUUUAUGCUUGUGACAUUUGUGAGAAAACCUUUCAGAAGAGCAGCUCUCUGCUCCGACACAAAUACGAGCACACAGGCAAGCGUCCUCAUGAGUGCAAGAUCUGCAACAAGGCCUUCAAGCAUAAGCACCAUCUGAUUGAGCACAGCCGGCUGCACUCCGGAGAGAAACCCUACCAAUGUGACAAGUGUGGCAAACGCUUCUCUCACUCCGGCUCGUACUCCCAGCACAUGAACCACCGCUACGCUUACUGCAGCAAAGACCAGGAUCCAGACCAAGACCCCGACGAGAUGCCUCUCACCCCAGGGGCAGGCAACAACCUCGGGGGCCACCUUGCUGACGGGACCCCUCUGUCCAUGGAGGAUACCCAAACACCCCACUCGUUCCUCAGUGAUUCAAGUCUGGAUGGAGCUGCAGAGGCCCUCAAGGAGGAAGAGGCAGGAGUCAGUGAUGGUCAUGUGGAAGAGGCACGUGUGAGCUCAGGGGCAGCAGAGGAUCUGGGAGGUAGCCCCAUCCGAGAAUUACCUACAGGGGAGAAUGGAGAACAAAAUGAGAGAAAUAUUUACAAUGUGGGAAACCACAUUCGCAAUUCUGAGAGACAACUCUGGGACAGAGAUACUGAGGAGAUGAAUGGAGACUUGGACAAAUGUGAACCGAGUCUGGAUACAGAUUUACCCAGAAUAAAAAACUUUAGGUGACUUUAACAAGGCAAUACAAUGCAUAUGCUAUAUAUAUAUAAUAAGACUUUUGAUAACCUUUUUCUCUCAUAACAACUCCACUGAUUUUUGUACUCAUUUUACAACAUGAAAAAAUGCACAGAACUGCCAAAGUUAAAUGGCCUUAAAGUGGAUGAAGCCAUACAAACAAAAUAUAUGUGACAAUGCAAAUGACAGUAUUUUAUUAUGCAACAUAGACUUGAUGUACCUACAGUGUUUGAUUUGUUAUGUUUAGAUUUUUUUUAUCGUUUUUUGUUUGUUUGUUUGUUUGUUUGCCAGGACAGCUAAAAUAUUUGGGUUGACUCAUCUGAGGUCAUGUCACAUAUACAGAUGUGACACUGCAGAAAUCUCACUUAUAUGCUUGCUGCUGCUGACUAUUGCACAACCCAUAAAGCAGAGGCUUUUGUAUUUUCUACCAAUGAGUGAAUUUACAAAGCAGGUCCCAAAGGAAAUGUUUGUAUGAUCGAUUGCAGGAUGGAAAGACAUCCACUGUUACUUUAACAUGCCAUCAGUGUUAAAAGUUACACACGCAGCCAUAUCAAUCAGAAUCGCUUGAUGCUUAGUUAGUAUAUUUAUUCUUCUUAAUAAGCCAAAGUAACUUUCCCUCAACAGUAUCCUGUGGUAUUAUUUGAUGAACAUCUUUACCUCUAUUUUAAGAGAUGAACAAUAACUUGUAAAUGAAAAUAUACACAUGCAGCUAUUACUUUGUCCCAAAGCCAGUGAGGACUUGAAAAUGUAUAAAUAAAAGUUUAUUAUUCAUGCUGUGAAAUCACAAGGUACAACCAGCUCAACUCUUCAGGUUAAUUAUGGUGCUCAGUGGCUUUAACAAAUAGGCAAUCUAUAAAGUAGUUUAGAGCAAGCUGUUAAAAGAAGAAGAACCGGAAGGUGGUUGUUUAUUUAUUUUUUUAAAACAAAAAGCAGUGGACUGCACCUUUUUAACUGUAUGCCUGACUAGGGGACAGUCAUUUCUUUAUUUGUGUAUGGGAAGUUAUAAGGGGCAAAAGAUGAAGUCAGUCUUUGGGUUUUUUCAUUUUAGGGAGCAAAUAAAACUUUCUCACUGUUUGUGUAAUAAUCACUCGGAGCUGCUUUAUUUCAUUUAAUGCUAAAAUAUCUCCCAUUUCUCGUAAUAAUUUACAUGUGUUACAUGUACACCCCCAGAACAAUAAUGUGUCACUCACGUGGGCUGUCUGUUGAAGCGUGGCAAAAGGGUCAAGACUCAAGACACAUACAUCAGCUUUUUAAUUCCUCUUUUUGAGUGCAGUGUAGUCAACGUGAAAAGUGCCUCAGAUGUACUGUGAGUAAUCUGACAAAGCCUUGGUAUGACAAGAUAAGACAGUGGUGCAUGAGGUGUGACUAAGCUUGUAGCAUUCAUGCAUACCGUGCGCCAAAGAUGCUUCUGGUCAAAAUGUAUGUGUGUGUGUGUGUGUGUGUGUGUGUGUGUGUGUGUGUGUGUGUGUGUGUGUGUGUGUGUGUGUGUGUGUGUUUAUCACCAAAGAUAUGCAUAUGACACGCUAACUGCCACUCUACUCUUGCAUAGUUCCUUACCUGUUAUUUCUGGGUCAAAAAAUAGGCAAAGAAAUUGUUUACUAUCACUCAAUGUCUACAUCGAGCUGUGUUUUUUUAAUCUUUUACCUGCACCCAGCAACUCUUCUAUUAACCUUUUAUACAUAUAUUUUUUUGCAUGUUUGUGGAUAUUUGUAUAAAUAAAAUUGUACAUACCUUGUCACCAGAA
Molecule: messenger RNA, 4936 nt
Organism: Micropterus dolomieu (smallmouth bass)
Lineage: Eukaryota; Metazoa; Chordata; Actinopteri; Centrarchiformes; Centrarchidae
Product: zinc finger E-box-binding homeobox 2-like
Exons: 8
Coding region: 1-3186 (1061 amino acids)
Biological process (GO): regulation of transcription by RNA polymerase II; anatomical structure development
Molecular function (GO): RNA polymerase II cis-regulatory region sequence-specific DNA binding; DNA-binding transcription factor activity, RNA polymerase II-specific
Source: RefSeq, a predicted model, not a curated record